UUGGCAUACAAAAAAAAACAAAAAAAAAGUCAGGGUGGCGCACAUGAACGAAUAGAAAGUCGUGAAGAUUCUCAACAUAGGCGAUACCCCGAUUACACGUGGAUGGAAAUUGUUAUGCUUACAAAUGAUGUGAUGAUCUGGCGUUUCAUGGCGUUUCCUCUGCAACGCCGUAGACGAGCCGAGACCUCAGAGAGGAGAAUCGUGUAGACUUGAGGUACCC
Amoebophrya sp. A25 is the source of this 220-nucleotide messenger RNA. NCBI's taxonomy places the organism in Eukaryota, Dinophyceae, Syndiniales, Amoebophryaceae. The record is from the annotation of a GenBank genome assembly.